GCCAAAGUAUGAAAGUGACGGUGUGUUUCGGCAGGACUCGGGUGGUGGUACCGUGCGGAGAUGGGAAUAUUAAAGUCCACACGCUCAUCCAGCAGGCCACCAUGAGGUACAGGAAAGCCAUAGCCAAGGAUGCAGGAUACUGGGUGCAGGUGCACAGGUUGGAGCAUGGUGAUGGAGGCAUUCUGGAUCUGGAUGAUGUUCUGUGUGAUGUUGCAGAUGAUAAGGACCGGUUGGUGGCCGUGUACGAGGAGCAGGAGCCUCAUGUGGGAGGUGAUGGGACCAGUGCCAGCUCUACAGGUACCCAGUCUCCAGACCUCUUCUCCACAGAAGUCUCCUCCUCCACCCCGAUCUCCGCCUUCCAGCCCUUCCACACCUACCAGCCCAACAGUGAGAUCGAGGUCACGCCCUCCACCCUCCGCACCAACAUGCCGCUGCACGUGCGCCGCAGUAGUGAUCCAGCCUUACUGAGCCUGGCAGGGAUUUCCUUCACUGAGCCUCGCUCUCAACCUGAAGAGCCCUCCAGAAAGAACCCCACACGCUGGUCCACCACAGCGGGCUUCCUCAAACCCCGACACUCCACUGGAACCAGCAGUCUGGAGAGAAAGGGUCGAGGUCUGGAUACGUACCGGAGUCUUCCUCGUGAUGCAGGCCACUGGACCAAUCAGAGAGACUUCCAGCGAGAGACGGCUCGCUCCUCUUUGAGCGCCAAUCACCCCAUGGUGGACCGCUGGCUGGAGCGGCAGGAGCAGGAGGAAGCUCGAGAAGAGGAAGACAACGGACGGAUUGAUCCAGUGGGGCGAGCAGAUACCUGUUUAGAGCACGUGGGAGUGAGGUCACUCGAUGAUAUAGUGAAGCUGGUGGAGGUGUCUAACGAUGGAGGGCCGCUGGGUAUUCAUGUCGUGCCUUUCAGUGGCCGUGACCGAAGGACGCUGGGUCUGUUGGUGAAGAGGUUGGAGCGUGGAGGGAAGGCACAGCAGCAUGCUCUGUUUCAGGAGAAUGACUGCAUCAUUCGCAUCAACAACGGUGAUCUGUGCAACGUCCGCUUCGAACAAGCUCAGAACAUGUUCCGGCAGGCGAUGCGUUCUCCUCUGAUACUCUUCCACGUGGUUCCGUCAGCGAGGAGAGCGGAAUAUGAGCAAAUCUCCCACAACGAUCAAAACCCCGCCUUCAACCACACCAACCCCGGCCGCCUCAGCCCCAACUCUCUCACCGCCGAGCCAAUCAGCACCCCUGCUCUCGACUCCGCCUCCCAGAGGAUUCCACAGCCCAGGCCCAACCCACGGAAUGAUCCUAUACACCAUCCCGCCGGCCCCAUGGGCAAACCCCCCUUAGGUCAGAUCUCCUCCCCUCAGCGGUCUGUAAGCUCCACCCCCACGCCGGGUUUCAGUAAGCGGUUCGGGCGGAGACUCGGGAUCCAGCUGAAGAAAGGUCCAGAAGGUCUUGGCUUCAGCAUCACAUCCAGAGAUGUCCCCCUGGGAGGCUCCGCCCCCAUCUAUGUGAAGAACAUCCUACCAAGAGGGGCGGCCAUUAAGGAUGGGCGACUGAAGGCUGGAGACAGACUGCUGGAGGUUAAUGGAGUGGACCUAAAUGGGCAUGGUCAGGAAGAGGUGGUGUCCCUGCUGAGAGCCACGCCUAUGGGUGGAGCCGUCAAUCUGUUAAUUCUGAGACAGGAGGAGACUUUUCUGCCUAGAGAACUGAAUAUGGACUCUACAGUGCAGAACACAAGAGACUUGGUGGAGGAGGAGAUGGUGCUGACGCCUGACGGUACUCGGGAGUUUCUGACGUUAGAGGUGCCUCUGAAUGACUCUGGGUCGGCGGGUUUGGGGGUCAGUGUGAAGGGUAACAGAUCCAAGGAGAACCACGCUGACCUCGGGAUCUUCGUCAAGUCCAUCAUCAACGGAGGAGCCGCCUGCAAGGACGGGAGACUGCGGGUGAACGACCAGCUGAUUGCCGUUAACGGAGAGUCGUUAUUAGGAAAAACCAAUCACGAUGCGAUGGAAACACUACGGAAAUCCAUGUCGACAGAGGGCAACAAACGAGGAAUGAUCCAGCUGAUUGUGGCGAGACGAGUGAGCAAAAACAAUGAGGGUGAAGCUCCCUGCAGUCCUCGUGGAUCUGAGCAGAACUCACUUCCGGCUCUGGACGAUCAUGAGAGGAGGAUCUCGCACACGCUGUACGGAGGCAUCGAGGGGCUGGACGACAACCUGAGACCCCGGACCAACGUGGCCAACAGAGGACCGGGUCACUAUCAGCUCUCCCCCACGGUAAACAUGCCUCAGGAUGACACGGUCAUAAUUGAAGACGACAGACCCCCUGUUCUCCCGUCCCACCUGUCCGACCAAUCGUCCUCCAGCUCCCACGAUGACAUAACUUUCGUUAUGGAGGGGCCGCCAGCCUGGACUCAGGAAGUACCCUCUCAGAACGACAGUUCUCUGGGUGCAGGUGGUGAGGACGCCAGCGCGGCGUUCCAGAGGGAAGGCUUUGGUCGGCAGAGCAUGUCCGAGAAACGCACCAAGCAGUACGGAGACGUCAGCCAGCUGGACAUCAUCAAGACCCGCAAGUCCAAGAGCAUGGACCUCGUGGCUGAUGAGAUUAACCUCAGCACUCACACAGAGAACCAAUCAGGUUCCUCGUCACGUGACGUCGGCCCGUCUCUGGGCCUGAAGAAGUCCAGCUCUUUGGAAAGCUUACAGACAGCCGUCGCUGAAGCCACGCUUAAUGGGGACCUCCCCUUCCACAGGCCACGCCCUCGCAUCAUACGGGGGAGGGGCUGUAACGAGAGCUUCCGCGCUGCUAUCGACAAAUCGUACGACAGACCAGCGGCCAACGAAGAAGACGUGGAGACCAUGGACACAUUGGAGGAGGACACGGAAGAGAGCUCUCGCUCGGGGCGAGACUCCAUCUCCACCGUAGCCGACCUCACGCCGCUUCCUGUUGCCGAGCGACAGCAGCUCACCAAUGGCAACCAGCCUGCAGGUGAUAAGAAGAAAGAGAAAGGAGGGAAGGAGAAGAAGAAGCCGGAGGAGAAGGAUAAAGAUAAGGAGAAGAGUAAAGGGAAGAAAGGGAUGCUGAAAGGUCUAGGAGACAUGUUCAGGUUCGGGAAGCAUCGUAAGGAUGAGCGUAUGGAUAAGGGCAGUAAGUGGAGGCCGGAGGAGACGCAGGCUUCAGAGGAGGAGACGCACCGGAUGAGACAGGAACAAGAGAGAAUCCAGGCUAAGACGCGAGAGCUGCGUGAGCGUCAGGCUCGGGAGAGGGAUUACGCAGAGAUUCUGGACUACAGUACGGGAGGUGUACCCGGCGAGGAUCCGGAUCACUCCUACACGGGCAUCGCUUCACUUCAGGCCUCUCUGCAGCGUGGCACUUACCACGGUUACCGCACACCACCCGACUCGCCCUACACACACCCCAGCAACCGCAACGGACACCCUCCUGCAGACAGCAGUAGGCUGGCACCUAGCAACCACGACCGGAUACAGCGCCUACGCCACGAGUUCCAGCAGUCCAGACAGGAGGACGAGGAGCCCGAUGACCGGCAGCGCACCUACAGCCUGGAGCAGCCAUGGACGAGCGGUGGCUCACAGCACACUCAGUCGGGUCGUCACUCGGUGUCGGUGGAGGUGCAGCUGCAGAGACAGAGACAGGAGGAGAGAGACAGUUUCGCACAGGCACAGAGACAGUACAGCUCCCUGCCACGCCACCCUCGUAAAACCCCCAGUGUAUGUGAGGACCCCUGGGAGAAAGCCCACCCCUCCAGAGACGCUUUCCAGUCAGCUAAAGACAGCGGGCGCUACUCCAGCUACCAGGGGUCCCGCACCGCCCCCCGUCCCGCGUGGAGGAACGGACUCCCCACCUCGCCCAUGGGCGGCGGCUACAACGCUCGCGUCCUAUUGGAGGCCCAGGAGCUGCUGAGGCAGGAGCAGAAGCGGCGCGAGCAGGAGAUGAGAGGAAAGGGGGUGGCCCUGAGGGAGGACUACGAAGCGUCCCAGGAUUCCAAGGGGCCGUACAGACAGGACGUCCCGCCCUCGCCGUCUCAGCUGGUCAAACUCCACCCACAUCGCGUUCACACGCCGGAGAAAGCACGACUUUUCCACUCGUGAGAGAAAAAAAAGAGGUAUAAACGGAGGUAUAAGUGAAGGAUUGGUGAACUUUACUCUUUCUUCUGUGAACGAGGGAAGAGAUGGAAGGAUGGAGGAGAAGUUGAAUGGGCUGCACUCUUUAAAAAAAAAUGAAGGUACCAUGAAGUAAUACAGUGAUAGAAGCCAUGGAAGAACCAGCUUUGGUUCCCUGUAGAACCUUUUAACAAGAGGUUCUCCAAUGAUCCAUUGGUUUACAAGGUUCUUACAAACCACAAACGACACUACAGGGGUUGGACAAUGAAACUGAAACACCUGUCAUUUUAGUGUAGCUAAAUUGGAGCAGCCUGGUGGCCAAUCUUCAUUAACUGCACAUUGCACCAGUAAGAGCAGAGUGUGAAGGUUUAAUUAGCAGGGUAAGAGCACAGUUUUACUCAAAAUAUUGCAAUGCACACAACAUUAUGGGUGACUUACCAGAGGACAAAAGAGGACAAAUUGUUGGUGCACGUCUUGCUGGAGCAUCUGUGACCAAGACAGCAAGUCUUUGUGAUGUACUAAGGGCUACAGUAUCCAGGGUAAUGUCAGCAUACCACCAAGAAGGACCAACCACAUCCAACAGGAUUAACUGUGGACGCUGUAAGAGGAAGCUGUCUGAAAGGGAUGUUUGGGUGCUAACCACAUUAAACAUAAACAUAAAACCACGGCUGAUCAAAUCACAGCAGAAUUCAAUGUGCACCUCAACUAUCCUGUUUCCACCAGAACUGUCCGUCACCACAAUCAAUUAUUGUGGUCUAAAACCAGGUGUUUCAGUUUCAUUGUCCAACCCCUGUAUGUGGACAAAAGUAUUGGGACAAACAUCGUAAUUACUGAAUUCAGGUGUUUAUUCGGCCUUGUUGCUACGGGUAUAUAACAAAAUCAAUUUCCUAACUAUGAAGUGUACGUCUUUACAGAUGUUAAUAAAAGAGUGGGUGGAGCUAAAGAGCUUAAUGAACU
Molecule: messenger RNA, 5066 nt
Organism: Astyanax mexicanus (Mexican tetra)
Lineage: Eukaryota; Metazoa; Chordata; Actinopteri; Characiformes; Acestrorhamphidae
Gene: pard3ab
Product: par-3 family cell polarity regulator alpha, b
Exons: 25
Coding region: 9-4097 (1362 amino acids)
Biological process (GO): establishment of cell polarity; cell adhesion; intracellular protein localization
Cellular component (GO): adherens junction; apical junction complex; cell cortex
Molecular function (GO): phosphatidylinositol binding; protein binding
Source: RefSeq, a predicted model, not a curated record